CUGCGACAGCUGCAUAUAAUCAGCACACAAAAUGGCAGGAGCAAUGGAGGCGCAGGGAGGGGACGACAGCGCGGCAACCGGCGCCAAGGCGGCUCAUGAGGAGGAGCGCAUUACCUUCCUAGGCCGGCCGGCGCUAGUUGUGACACUUGGCACUGGCGGCGGGGCGGGCGCUGGCGAGCGCUCGCAAAAGCGCGCCCGGCCCGAAGAGGGAGGCGACGAGGGAGCGCAGGGGGGCAUCCGGCAGGUGGCUCGCAGCAUGCUGCGUGCGCACAAGCUGGGCGUGCUGGUGCCGCUGGUGUACCAUACGGACGUGGAGAGCGGCCGGGCGGUGCUGGAGGCAGUGCCGGGCAGGCCGCUGCAGGCGCUGAUGGAGGCGGCGGUGGCGGAAGCGGAAGCGGGGUCGGCAGGGGCGGAGGCGGCGGAGGCUGGUGGCAGCGGCAAGGCCGCGGCAGACCUGGACGCGGCGGCGGUGGCCCUGGGCAAGGCGCUGGCGCGGCUGCACGACGGCGACCAGGUGCACGGCGGGCUGGGCGGCUCCAGCGUGCUGCUGCGGGACAGCGACGGAGCCGUGGUGCUGACUGACUUCCGGCGCUCCACCAACUCCCUCAUCGCCAUCGACAAGGCCUCCGACCUCGCGGCACUGGAGAAGGCGCUGUUGGAGGCGGCGGCGGGACGGGGAGGGCAGGAGGCUGCCGCAAGCACGUCGGCAGCUGCUGCGGGCGCGGAGUCGGGCGGUGAUGGGGCGAAGGCUGCGGCUGCGGCUCCCUCCAAGGCGACAGAGAUUGCCUCAGCCUUUUUCGAGAAGGUCCUGAACACCUACCGCCCGUCAUCCCGGAUGUGGUCAGCCGUACACAACAAGCUGGCAGAAGUGCGUGGACGAAAGGCGGUGUCACAACCCGGCCAAGCAGCGGCAGCGGCAGGGUCAGGGGCGAAAGCAGCGGCCGCAAACAAGAAAGCUAAGACAGAAGCUGCGAAGUAGAGGCGAGCUGCCGCGCUGGGUGCGGAGCGCUUGCGUGUUCCCAACGGGUAUGACGGCAGCGACACACGAGGGGGUGGCGGGCGAGGGGCGGGCUGCUUGGAUGAGGGUACGGCGGGGGUGUGCUGGAGCCGUGGGCGGCAGGGCGGCUCGACGGCGGCCCUUGCUUCGGCAUGGGCUGGGGCUGAAGCAUGGUGAGCAAGGGGCCGGCGGUGGCACAAACGUGCACGACGGUUGAGGUGUAUGUCCCGUGUUUGCGGGCUGAGCACGGCUUCAUCAUAGGUCUUUGGCGCAGCGCACAGGCACCUAGGACUGCCUUUGAUUGUGUGCCGUUGGUAUGCACGCUGCUGGUAUGGGCCACUGGGGCUUUUGGAUGUGGCGUGUGGGGCAGCACGUUGGACAAUGCAGCUGGCGGCCUCGGACGACAGACACAAGGACUUGAAGAUGGGUACCCCCGGACGGUUCAGGCUUUCGGGCGGGGGGCGGUGCCCGAUGCCGUGGUGCGGUCGUUUCGCAGGGCCGGCGCCAGGCGGCACGAGAUCGCAUGGAUUGAUGCAUGGGAGGCCGGCUGUGCUGGGUGCUGAGUGCUGGGUGCUGAAUGCUGAAAGCUGGGGCAGCACGAGGUGGGCCCGGGAUGGGAGCCAUGGCAGUGCGACUGUGCGAAUUAGGGGGGGGGGGCGGGGUGAACCGGGGCAGGAUUGGCAGCGCCUGGCCCGGGAUGGGCGCAAUCCUACGGGCCAUUCAGCCCAUUCUUGCGGGCCGCACGGCGCAGACUGCAUGGCUGUGUGCAAAUGUAAGCGUCAGCUACG
Messenger RNA from Chlamydomonas reinhardtii, 1785 nucleotides. RefSeq lists its product as uncharacterized. Gene Ontology annotation, cellular component: nucleus; EKC/KEOPS complex; cytosol. Gene Ontology annotation, biological process: protein phosphorylation. Gene Ontology annotation, molecular function: protein serine/threonine kinase activity. The coding region runs from base 257 to 979 and encodes 240 amino acids. The transcript has 8 exons. NCBI's taxonomy places the organism in Eukaryota, Viridiplantae, Chlorophyta, Chlorophyceae, Chlamydomonadales, Chlamydomonadaceae. The record is from RefSeq and is a predicted model, not a curated record.